GGACUCUUUUCUGUGGUUCUGUCUCCUCGUUGAAACUUUCCUCUUUCUUAUCUAUUUACUCUUGUCUUUGGAUUCUUUUUUUGAGGUUAUUUGUCAUCGUUGUUAUUUCUCUCUUUUGCUGAAAUCAUUGCGAUUAUGUUCUUCAGUUCAUUGCGUGCUCUCUACUCAUGGCUUCUCUGUCUCGCACUUUGAAACAUGAUGUCUUCCCGAGCUUCUGUGGACGAGACGUGCGCAAAACCUUUCUUAGUCACCUUCUGAAAGAGCUCAAAAGCAAGGGAAUCCAAACUUUCAUAGAUGACGAGAUUGAACGAGGCCAACGUAUCGGUCCCGAGCUCGUACUAGCGAUCAGAGAGUCAAGGGUUGCCAUUGUCUUGCUCUCCGUUAACUACGCUUCUUCAAGCUGGUGUUUGGAUGAGUUAGUGGAGAUCAUGAAAGGCAAGGCAAAGGAUCAAGAUGAGUUGGAGGAAAUCAUGGAGAGGGAUCAACAAAAAGUGAUAUCCAUUUUCUACGAAGUGGAUCCAUCUGAUGUUAGGAAGCAGACCGGAGAUUUCGGGAAAGCCUUUGAAAAAACCUGUGUGGGGAAAGAAGAAAAGGUCAAGGCAUGGAGGGAAGCUUUGGAGGGUGUCGCCAAUAUAGCUGGUUAUGAUUCUCGGAGAUGGGAAAACGAAGCUGAUUUGAUCAACAAAAUUGCCGUUGAGCUUAUGAGUGUAUUGGGUUUUACACCAUCAAAAGACUUUGAUGACUUUGUCGGCAUAGGAGCUCAAAUCACGGUGAUAAAAUCAAAGUUGAUCCUACAAUCAGAACAAGUUAAGAUGAUUGUGCUUGUGGGUCCUGCCGGGAUUGGGAAGACAACCAUUGCCAGAGUUUUAUACAACCAACUCUCUCCUGGUUUUCCAUUCAGCACUUUUUUGGAGAAUAUCAGAGGAAGUUAUGAGAAGCCUUGUGGUAACGACUACCAGUUGAAAUUGAGUUUGCAGAAAAAAUUGUUAGCUGAAAUAUUAAACCAAAAGGAUAUUGAGGUUGGUCACUUACGAGUGGCUCAAGAAAAGCUGAGUGACAAAAAAGUGUUGGUUGUUCUUGAUGAAGUGGAUAGCUGGUGGCAAAUCGAGGCAACUGCAUACCAGCGCGGAUGGUUUGGUCCCGGGAGUAUUAUUAUCAUUACAACCGAAGAUAGAAAACUUCUCAAGACACUCAGAUUGGGAAUCAAUCAUAUCUACGAGAUGAAAUAUCCUACUGAAGAUGAGUCUCUUCAGAUCUUCUGCCAAUAUGCUUUCGGUCAAAACUCACCAUAUGAUGGUUUUGAAGGGCUUGCUCAGAAAAUUACUUGGCUUGCUGGUGAUCUUCCUCUAGGCCUGAGAGUCAUGGGAUCUUAUCUACGAGGAAUGUCCAGGGACGAGUGGAUAGAGGCACUACCAAGGCUCAGGUCUAGCCUUGACAGAGAAAUUGAAUCAACUCUAAGAUUUAGUUACGACGGGUUAAGUGAUAAAGAUCAAGCUCUUUUUCUGCAUAUUGCAUGUUUCUUUUCUUGUUCCCUCUGGAACGUUGAUAGAGUUAAGAGGUGUCUUGCAAACUGUGGUCUGGACGUCAACCAUGGACUUCAAGUCUUGGCUGAUAAAUCUCUUAUAUAUAUAGUUUACAAGGGAUGCGUAGAGAUGCAUAGUUUACUUCAAAAAAUGGGUAGAGAAAUUGUGAAGAAACAGUCUUUGGAGGAGCCCGGAAAGCGACAGUUCUUGAUGGAUAUAGAGGAAAUUUUUGAAGUACUUGAAAAAAAUACUGGAACUGGAAAAGUGCUAGGCAUAUAUUUGACUUGGGGUCGGAGCCUCCAAAUAAGUAAAGGGGCUUUCGAUGGGAUGAAUAAUCUCCGGUUUCUAAAUGUCUACUAUGGUCCCUUAUGCAUGCCCGAGGGCCUCAACUGUUUUCCCGACAAACUCAGAUUGAUAGAUUGGCCCUACUGUGCAUUGAGAUUUUGGCCUUCCAAGUUCUCUUUCAAGUUUCUUGUCGAACUAAUUAUGCCCAAAAGCAAUUUUGAGAAGCUUUGGGAGGGAAUACAACCUCUCCCUUGCCUCAAGCUGAUGGAUUUUAGUAGCUCUGAGUAUCUGAAAGAGAUUCCUGAUCUCUCAAAAGCAACUAGUCUCGAGAGAUUAGAUCUCUGUCACUGCGAAAGUUUGUUAGAGCUCACAAGCUCUAUUGGCAGUGCAGCUGAGCUUGAGCUAUAUAUGGGCCACACUGCAAUAGAGGAAUUGCCAUCAUCAAUCAGCACUUGGUCUUGUCUUUAUAAAUUGAGUAUUUCAGGGUGUAAAAACAUCAAAGACUUCCCAAAUGUUCCUGACAGUAUUGUAGAGUUGAAUUUGAGCAAGACAGGUAUAGAGGAGGUUCCUCCAUGGAUUGAGAAGCUAUUUCGUCUGCGUAAGCUAAGUAUGUUUGGAUGCGAGAAGCUGAAAACUAUAUCUCCGAACAUUUCCAAGUUGGAGAAUCUUGAGGUUCUUGCUCUGAGUAGAGUUUACCGCUGGGACGAGGAUCCUGAGUAUUACGAUUUCAUCAAUUACAAUGAAGCAAUAAUCGAGUGGGGGUCUGAAAUGAAGCGACGUUGGAGUUUAGAAACAGACUUCGAUUUUGACUACAUUUUGCCGAUAUGUCUACCCGAAAAGGCCCUUACAUCUCCAAUAUCAUUACGUUUCGGCCAUGAGGGUUUCGAGACUAUUCCAAAUUGCAUCAGACGUCUGUCCGGACUAAUUAAUCUUGACAUCACAGAAUGCAGCGAGCUCGUAGCACUUCCACAGCUUCCAGGCUCCCUUCUAUCUAUAGAUGCACACGGUUGUGAAUCUUUGAAGAGUAUAGACUCCUCCUCUUUUCAAAAUCCGAACAUUUGCCUAGACUUUGCUCGCUGCUUCAACCUGAAUCAAGAAGCUCGAAAGCUCAUCCAGACAUCAGCUUGCAAAUAUGCGCUCUUACCGGGUGAAGAAGUGCCUGCACACUUCACUCACCAAGCUACUUCAGGCUGCCUAACGAUCAAUAUGGCUCCAACACCUCUUCCUUCAUCCUUCAGAUUCAAAGCUUGCAUCUUGCUGUCAAAAGGCAAUACUGAUCUCGCGGAUCAUAAUGAUGAGGAUAAGAAUUCGUUUACGGGUAUAUCUUGUCGCAUCGGGGGUAAACAGAAUGGCCACACUGUCCCAUAUGGAUCAGACCAGCUCCAUCGUAUGCCAGUUCCAUAUCUAUUGCAAGAGCAUCUUUAUAUAUUUGAAGAUUCGUUCUCUCUAAACCAGGAUUGUCCUGAAGCCGAAGAAGCCACUUUCAACGAGCUUUUUUUCAAGUUCAGAGUCCAUGAUGAAGGAUGGAAGGUUAAAGGCUGCGGUGUACAACUUUUGGAGGAGGUCCCUCAAUGUAUUCUUGACGGAAAAGAAACUGAAGACGAAGAAUGUAGGGGAAUAAACAUAGAGGCAAACAAUGAAAAUGCAGGUGAUGAGGAUAAAGAAAAGGAAGAUGAUGAUGAUAAUAGUGGUGAAGGUGUUGAUGUUGAGGAGGAUAUAGAUGGUAACGACGCUGGAUUUUCUGAUGCAGGAAUGGACAUAAACAUAGAAGCAAACAAUGAAACUGAAGAAGAAGGAGAAGAAUCUGGUCGUGAUGUGGAUUCAGAGACAAUGAUCAGGAAACGAAAGAGUUUAGGCAUUGGCUCGUCUGAGAACUCGUUGAUAACGAUGAUGAAGAGGAUGAGAAUUCAUUGACGCGUGUGUCUUGUAGUUGGGGGUAAACAGAAUAGCCUCAGUGUCUCAUAUGGAUCAAACCAGCGCGAUAUGCCUUAUCUAUAUGGAUACGAAGAAGUAUCAGGACGU
Messenger RNA from Brassica oleracea var. oleracea, 3830 nucleotides. Its product is annotated as disease resistance protein TAO1-like. NCBI's taxonomy places the organism in Eukaryota, Viridiplantae, Streptophyta, Magnoliopsida, Brassicales, Brassicaceae. The transcript is spliced from 4 exons. Gene Ontology annotation, biological process: signal transduction; defense response. Bases 168 to 3722 code for a protein of 1184 amino acids. Gene Ontology annotation, molecular function: ATP hydrolysis activity; ADP binding. The record is from RefSeq and is a predicted model, not a curated record.